This is a messenger RNA of Cydia pomonella (codling moth), 2615 nucleotides long. RefSeq names its product organic cation transporter protein-like. Bases 735 to 2414 code for a protein of 559 amino acids. Gene Ontology annotation, biological process: transmembrane transport. Gene Ontology annotation, molecular function: transmembrane transporter activity. Gene Ontology annotation, cellular component: membrane. The transcript has 7 exons. Lineage: Eukaryota; Metazoa; Arthropoda; Insecta; Lepidoptera; Tortricidae. The record is from RefSeq and is a predicted model, not a curated record.
AAUUUCACUACAUUUAUUCGAGUAGGUAACACGUAGUACAAGUCUACAAAUAAUCAAAAUUCAGUAGACUCAAACAACCGUUCGUACUAUAAUAAUAUAUUUCCAUUACACUACUAUUAUAAUAUAUUAUGCAGAAUACUUUUAUAAUGAUUAUUUUUCUUUCAAUCUCUUUCUGUAUAUUUUUUAUUACAAUGCAGUUUUUAUAACCAUCUAUAUUUGAUUAACCCCUCUACUCACGGAUGGUGGUUACGCAAAAGUAAUUGAUACGAAGGGAAAUAUCAUUAUUAGUAGCAUUUAUGUUAUCAUAAUCAGAUUGAUAAGCCAAUAUUAUCGUUGAUUUAUGUAUCUACUAUAAAUAUUACACAAUAUAAACGAUAGGUAUCGCAUUCUAUACUGCUUGUUUGUAAAUACUUUUAAAAUCGUAGGAGCAAGUGUACCGAUGUGUAUCAACAAUAUUAAAUCUCAAAAAUUUAAAAGUAGUUAAAUACUUACCACUAACUUAUCCUAAAAAUAAUGUUAAGUGAUUGAUUUUGUAGUAAAUUUUUGACAAUUGUGUAAUGCUUUAAUGUAUUGUGCGAUUCCUUACAUAUAUAAUUAAGACAUAAUGAAGUGGGGCGUAUUUCAAUGUUAGCAUAAGUAUGUGCGAAAUAUUUAUUAAACAUUGAUGUGAAGCCAGUGGAAUAGUGAAUUAAAAACAAACAGUAGUAAACCAAUAAACAAAUAAAACAUACAAAAUGGAACAGAAAGAUAAUCAACCUAGUGACGUUCAGGUUGAGCAAGCAGAAGUGAAGACCCGUGUUGAUCUAGACAAGAUCUUAGUAGAAGAAAUCGGUCAAGUCGGAUGGUUCCAGCUACGGACGUGGGCAUUGGCGGCAUUUGCUGUAAUAUUUAGCGGAUUUGCGGCCACUGAAUAUGUGUUCUCAACGGCGAGAAUUGACACCAGGUGCCUCAUCUCCGAAUGUGAAUCUACAGACCAAACCAUCGAGUUCGCACCAUCAUGGAUCUUAAACGCUAUUCCACCUUCUGGUUCGUCAUUUGACAGCUGUCAGCGCUUCGCCAACAUUUCGACCAACUAUCUCAAUGAAGUUUGUCCUGCUAGUCUGUUCGAUUCUAGCAACGUCGUAGAUUGUGAAGAGUACGUCUAUGAGAAUACUAACACUGUUGUUUACACUUUCGGGCUAGCUUGCCGGGAUUGGCAACGCUCCUUCAUUGGUACUGCGUGGGCGCUCGGGACACUGGCUGGCUUACCUAUUGCAGGAUUUGUAUCCGACCGAUGGGGGCGCCGUACAGCACUUAUCAUCAACGCAUUCAUCCGAGCAUCCCUUGGUCUGGGCCGUUCCUGGACUAACACAUAUGUGGGCUUCACUCUUCUGGAGUUCCUUGAGUCCGCCUUGGGUGGUGGUGUAUUCACCUGUGCUUAUAUUUUAGUGAUGGAGAUGGUUGGACCUAGGAUGCGAGUCGCGUUCGGAACAUCGAUGAAUUCAUUCUUCUCGGUCGGCUGCGUCAUCGCUGGGCUAUUGGCCUGGGCUUUUAAUGACUGGCGCGACUUAACCCGCGUUUUAUAUACCCCAAUGUUGAUCAUGAGCUUCUCACUCUGGUUCGUCCCAGAAUCAGUCCGCUGGUACAUGAGCAAGGGACGUUACCAAGAAUCUGAAACUGUUCUCAAAACAGCAGCAAGAAUUAAUGGAAAACAACUGUCAGAUAAGUCGUUGGAAGCUUUGAGGGAAUCAGUGGAAGAAGAGAAGAGAAGGAAUGAGACGGAAGCGGAGAAUAAAACGAACGAGCCGUGGUUAAUAGUCCAAGUGUUUAGGCAUAAACAGAUCUUGAUCCGCUGUAUAGUGUCGCCUGUCUGGUGGAUAACCUUUACUAUUGUAUACUAUGGAUUGUCUAUAAAUGUUGUGAACAUAUCUGGAAACCGUUAUUUGAAUUAUGUGGCGGUAUCAGCUGUGGAGGUUCCUGGCUAUUGGACUUCAAUGUUUUUGUUGGGUAUCAUUGGGAGGAAACCGGUGCUUAUUGCCGCGUUUUGGGUCUGCGCCGCCUGUCAAGCGACAUAUAUCUUCAUGCCUGAUGGUUACUACGAAGCCUCUCUAGCGGUCUACCUUAUCGGAAAGUUCUCCAUCGCCAUGGUGUCCGCAGGGCUGUACGUGUAUACAGCGGAGUUGUAUCCUACCAGAAACCGCCACAGUCUGCUAGGUUACUCUUCUAUGGUCGGAAGAAUCGGGUCUAUUCUAGCCCCCCUCACUCCAGCUAUGGGCAACUCCACAUUCGACGAGCUACCGUUUGUCAUAUUUGGUUGCUUCGCGCUUCUCUCCGGGUGCUUAGUAUUCAUAACACCAGAGACCCUUGGUGCCAAGUUCCCUGAUACCAUGGAGGAAGCUUCGGACAUUGGCAAGCAGAAAGAUGGCGCUAAAUAAAAAUAUGAAUAUUAGUAAGUUAUUUUUAAUAACUUAUAACUGAUGUAUCAGUAUUGCGAUACAACGAGGAAAUCCCGCCAGCAUCCUUGGUACAAUGCCUCAUGGGCCUGUUUUAGAUUUAAGCUAGUUAUAGUAAUCUUCUGUAUAUAUCCAUUAUGUAAACUGUUAUUCUUGUAAUAAAUAUAUACCUUUAAAAAAAAA